UCCAUGCAAGACUACUUGCCUUUGGUACUUUGAUGUAUCACAACAUGUAACCUCUUCCCGGUUUUGUAAAUAGGCCAACGACUAGUUAAAGCGAAUUAAUGGAUGAGGUUUGGACCGAGCAGUCAUGUAUGAAAGGCUGAUCUUUUGGAGGGAUUUCAUUGGACCAAUUGGAGAAAGUACCAUGGAUGUUCUGCGCCCACAGCUUAUAAAAAUCGAUGGACGAAUUUAUAGGAAGAAUCCCAUUCAAGAACAGACCUAUCUACUUGAAGAAGAUGAUGAGGACUUCUAUGAAGGCCUCAUGGAGUGUGCAGAAGAGCCCUGUGAAGCCUACGUGGUGGCGCAGACCCAGCAAGGUUUCCGCUGUACCGUGAAGGCCCCCAGCCUGCUCUACAAGCACAUAGUGGGAAAGCGAGGGGACACCAAGAGGAAACUAGAGCUGGAGACCAAGACAUCCAUCAGCAUUCCUAAGCCUGGGCAUGAAGGAGAGAUCGUAAUCACUGGCCAGCAUCGCAGUGGCGUGAUUUCCGCGAGGACUCGGAUUGAUGUUCUUUUGCAUACGUUUAGAAGGAAGCAACCCUUCACUCACUUCCUGGCUUUUUUCCUCAAUGAAGUUGAGGUUCAGGAACGAUUCCUCAAGUUCCAGGAGGAAGUACUGGAGAAGUGCUCUAUGGAUCGUGGAGUCGAUGCCAGCAUUUUCCAGAAUCCCAAAAAGCUUCACUUAACUAUAGGGAUGCUGGUGCUUCUGAGUGAACAAGAAAUUCAGCAGACAUGUGAGAUGCUGCAGCAGUGUAAACAGGAGUUCAUUGAGGACCUUUCUCGGGGCAAGCCCCUGGAGGCAGAGAUGGCAGGGAUCGAGUACAUGAACGACGACCCGGCGAUGGUGGAUGUUCUUUAUGCCAAAGUCCACAUGAAAGACGGCUCCAACAGGAUAAUAGACUUGCGUAUUUUGGAAAGAUUUAGGAAUUCCCCUAUCNNNGUGAAAGAGUGGGACACUGUGAAACUUCAUGCCACCGUCAUAAACACACGGUUCAGGAAGGACCCCAAUGCUGAAGGCAGGUACAAUCUUUACACACCGGAUGGCAAAUAUAUCUUCAAGGAAAGAGAAUCGUUUGAUGGCCGGAACAUUUUAAAGCUGUUUGAGAACUUCUGCUUCGGUGCUCUGAAGCUCAAUUCCAUUCACAUCUCUCAGAGGUUCUCAGUGGACAGCUUUGGAAACUAUGUCUCCUGUGGGCAGAUUGACUUCUCCUGAGAAGGGUCUUCCCAGGCACUAGGAGAUGAACACCCUCACGAGGUGCUGAAGAGAACGUCUCUGCUGUAAUUGCCACAGAAGAGUAAGGAUGGUGUUUUCUCUCCUGUGUGGAGGGUCUGCAGCUGGCAGGCCGCCAUCAAGAUGGCGGUGGGCACGAGGAGAACUGGCCCCUCUGGCCCCUGUCAUCUUGAUAGGGUCGGCUAGACUCUCAUCUUUCCUUCCUGGGAGAACAGGUGACAGGCUUCUAUGGAGAGUCCAGCCUUGGAAACCCUAUGGGCAGGUCUCCUCUGCCCUCUAAGGUCACUGUCAGCCAGUCAGCAUAAGGCACACGGCAAGAAUCUUUCUUUCUGGAGCCCACCUGCUCUUGUCUCACAGUUGCUCAACUGCUGUCCACGCAUACGCUCAGAGAAUGAAGGACGGACUUAGGUUUCAUUCAUCCCGUAAGCUAGACGGAGUACCUAGUUUCUAAAAGGUUUGCAGUUUUCACUUCCCUGUGUACCCUCCCUUCCUAGCUUUUCUUCUCUACCCCGAUAAUGGGUAAGAAUUCGAUCUCGUAGCCAAACAGCUGUGUAAGUUUUUAUCUUGUACUUGCUCAAGGUGACCCUUUUCUUCUAAAGUUGGUACUUUCUUACUUAGUAGAUUCCUGUUCCUUCACCCCCCCCAACCCCCAUCUUCUCCUGCCGCUGACGGAGUUGCAUAUUUGUAGCUCUUUUCCGUUUACUCUUCUGAGGUCAGGGGAACUGUGGAGUGUACUCUGGGAAGGUGGGCAGCCCCAGAGAUGCGUCUCCCUGCUGCUGGCCUCCCUCCCCAGCUCCUCCUGCCUCCCACUGCCGCUUCCCUCCUCUCAUUCCUCCCCCCACGUCCCCGCCCGCCUCUUCCCCUGCAUUCCCCAUUCUCCUUUUCUGUUCCUGAGGUCAAUGUGCCUGCAUCGUGAGGGUUAUGGAUGACACCCAGAUUUUGUUUAUCGGUUGUGACUCUCUUAAUCAUCUGUGAAUAAACAAAUUUCCAAAUGAA
Messenger RNA from Echinops telfairi (small Madagascar hedgehog), 2263 nucleotides. RefSeq names its product activating signal cointegrator 1 complex subunit 1 (gene ASCC1). Bases 125 to 1249 code for a protein of 374 amino acids. The record is from RefSeq and is a predicted model, not a curated record. Gene Ontology annotation, biological process: regulation of DNA-templated transcription; DNA alkylation repair. Gene Ontology annotation, molecular function: RNA binding. The transcript has 12 exons. Gene Ontology annotation, cellular component: nucleus. NCBI's taxonomy places the organism in Eukaryota, Metazoa, Chordata, Mammalia, Afrosoricida, Tenrecidae.